Parasteatoda tepidariorum (common house spider) is the source of this 1582-nucleotide messenger RNA. RefSeq lists its product as uncharacterized. The record is from RefSeq and is a predicted model, not a curated record. NCBI's taxonomy places the organism in Eukaryota, Metazoa, Arthropoda, Arachnida, Araneae, Theridiidae.
UAUUUCUGAAAUAAAUUGAAAAUCUCUGUCAAAACUUAUUUCCAAAAACUGAAUCAAAUUUCAGCUUUCAAGAACUUUUACAGCUCCGAGUUCAUCGUUCCCUCUUCGUGAAAAAUAUCUUAUCUUCUAACGCGUAGCAAGCAUGGAAAGGUUUCGAACUUCUAGUCCUUUAACUUCUACUCCAAGAAGGGGAAUACCUCGAUCAACUAGAAGGUCACCCCAUCGUUUAUCACCUGCCUCCUCUAGAAGCUCUCCAGCCAUUCCAAGCACUUCGCAUCAAAUACCAACACAAUCUCCCAUUGACAGAUCUCGGUCCCCAGAGGCAUUAAGAAAAUCCCCUUUUCUCUCACCACAAGAUCAUAUUCGCAGAACUGUUUCUCCAGAAACAUCACCAAAAUAUCUUAGAAUUCCAUCUCCAGGAACACCAUUACAAUAUUCCUUAGCUUCAUCUCUAGGUGGAUCAACACAAUCACCUGGAAGUCCAAUAGAAUAUCCUGGAAGUCCAAUAGAAUCUCCGGGAGGUCCAAUAGAAUCUCCGGGAAGUCCAAUAGAGUCUCCUGUCGCUAGAACUCCAAGUCCGAGACCAAGAGCACGACGACGCUUAUAUAAAACUCCAUCCCCUGUAAGACCUGAGCUCAUAACUCCAAGUCCGAAAACUCCUCCUUGGGAGACGGCUUUUAGACGCGCGCUGUAUCCUACACCACCGCAACCUCCUACUCCUCCGAGUCCUGAUACUCCAAGUCCCGCUCGUCCGACUGCAAGUCCUAUUCAUCCCAUUCGUGGGCUUCCAUUCACUUCAAGACAAACAAUCUCUCCAGAACGUGAAUCACUUUUUGAAUUCGGAUCAGAUUUUGUACGCCUCAAACGCCUUCCACGGAUUCCUUUGGAGCAAAGACAGGGAACGCCUCCUGAUCAGAAAUAUCAUUAUGCUAGUCCUGGAGUCACUCCACAGAUAAUUGUUUCAGAAGAUUCGUCAAUAGAAGAUGAGAAUAUUCCUCCGGAAUUCCGUGGUCUGGUUCCUGCUUAUGAAACGGAAAAAUUAUUCUGCCCCAGGGAAUUAGAAGGCAAACCUGAACAUGAAGAACUUCUUUCAUUGAUGAAGAAGUUUUAUGAAGGCGAUUACGAAAAUAUCAAGGAAGCGAUCAGAGAACUUGCGAAAAAGUAUAUACCACAAAUGAGAGGAGAAAAAAACACUAUAAUGAUUCUUAAAGCUUUGGAAAAUUACAUUGAAGGUCUUCUUGUAACUAUUCAUACGCAUGAUCAAUCAGGAAGAUCUGAACUGUUGAAAAUGGCUCAAGAGCGUAUGAAUGAAUUGAGGUCUGAGUUUAUGGAGGAGAAGGACAACUUUAACAGAUAUAUCGAAAUGUUGGAAAGUAAACUGAUGGAGGAAGCUAGAGACAACAGAAGACUGGUCGGGAAAGAAAUCGAAUUAGAAUCGCAAUUGAGAAGUUUACAGGAGAAAAUGGCUCAACCUUUAGUUGUAGAGCGGGAGGAAUAUGAGAAGUACGAACAGGAACUGGAAUUGGUGGAAUCAAUAAUAUUAGAAGGAAAACCACGAUCUACGGUGAUAGCUUUAAGAUAA